Messenger RNA from Mercenaria mercenaria, 6129 nucleotides. RefSeq names its product putative mediator of RNA polymerase II transcription subunit 26. Bases 328 to 5784 code for a protein of 1818 amino acids. The record is from RefSeq and is a predicted model, not a curated record. The transcript has 2 exons. Lineage: Eukaryota; Metazoa; Mollusca; Bivalvia; Venerida; Veneridae.
GUCUGCAGUCAUUCUUUGUCCUUAAAUCGUUAAAUAUGGCAGUAACUUUAAAAUUCGUAUUCUGUUGACUUCUAGGUAUUCUUAGCGCUCAGCAAUGCGCAGUUUCCCGCUGACAUAGUGUCACAAGAUCCAUUUCAACAACCGCCAUUUUACCGUGAGCCCUUCAACGGUAUUCUCUCAAACCAUCUUACUGUUCCUGGAAAUUCUCUUGGUUUUCCUGAUGGAAUACAGUCUAGAAACAGUCCGGAACAAACACGUAGAGCAAACUACAAGCGUGGCUACGGUUCUCGUGUAAAGCGGUCAGCAGAUGACUCUCGGCAGUUUCAGAUGGACUUCUCGGCCCUGCAAGAUUCUAAGUACCUUAGACUGGACUAUGAUCGAAUAAGAGUUAAACGACAAACUCCGGUUAUUCAAAGUUGGGAUUUUCAUCCGUCUUCAAUGGCACGAAGAAGGAUAGCAGACAGGCUUUCACCAACAAAUCAUGAUACAAACGGACAACUCACCUCGUCACAAAGGUCCUCGACGGAAAUUGCAAACAAACAAAACAAUAAAUCCAGUAACAACGGUUUGGCACCAGUUGUUUCAGGCAAUAGUCUGCUUACAGCAACACAGACAGGGACUGCAGUAAACAAUCAAAAUACACAACCAUCAGAUGUUAAUAAACAUAUUCCAUUCGCUCACUUCAGUGCAAUCCUACAACAAAAUAAUCUCGGCUUAGAACCCCAAGAUACUCAGGUUUCAACAAAUUUUGCUAUUGGUACAACAAGCAGAAAUGUUGGACAAGGUAAAAAACAAGGCAAUCAAAAAGGCACUUUAUCAAAAUCGAACAAGAAGAACGGUAGCGUAGUUCAAAGAAAUGUAAAGAGUAAUACGUCACCAUCCGGAACAACUGGACCAGGAUAUAUAAACAAUGUCCCUCAGGCACAAGGAGCUCAAGAGUUACAGCUUGACUUUACCUCGGCAGCGGCUGCAUUACUAAAUGGUGACAUUAGUUUAAACUCCCUAGCAUCCAAACUGAGUAGUUUUGCUGGUACGCCGUCCGUUAGCGCGACAGAAAAGGGCGCUAGUGUCAAGCAAGCAGCAUCAAAUCAGGCACAAAAACCUAAAGGCAGCAACAAAAUGCUACAAGAUAUUCGAAUGUUAAGUAACAUGAUAGACAAAACGACUAAAAUUCUUCAGCAACAGCGUGACAAAAAGAAAGGCAAGAACCUGCAACGGUUUAAUUCGGAAAUCAAACCCAGUGUAUCAAGUACAGAAAAAGCCAGACCACAAAAAAGAAGAAAACCCAAUCUUAAAUCGCAGCAAGGCCAGACAUUAACAGCCAAAGAGAAACGUCCACAACCGUAUCAGCAACAAAUGUCAAAAGCAAAACCACGAGCAUCGCGGUUCACGAAAGCUCCUCAACGAAAUAAGUUAGACCCUUUGCCAAGCCGAAGGCAGAUGCAGCUUAAUCCAAAUCAGCAGCAGUUGCAGCAACAAAUGUUGAAUACUCAGUUUCAACCGGAACAAGCAUUUAAGUCAAUACAACAAAAUCAGCAACAGUUGCAGCAACAGAUGAUGAACACUAUAUCUCAACCGGCACAAGAACCAGCGUCAGUCCACCAAAAUCAGCAACAGUUGCAGCAACAGAUGCUGAACACUAUAUCUCAACCGGCCCCAGCACAAGCUUCAGCCCAGCAAAAUCAGCAACAGUUGCAGCAACAGAUGCUGAACACUAUAUCUCAACCGGCACCAGAACCAGCGUCAUUCCAGCAAAAUCAGCAACAGUUGCAGCAACAGAUGCUGAACACUAUAUCUCAACUGGCCCAAGCACAAGCGACAGUUCAGCAAAAUCAGCAACAGUUGCAGCAACAGAUGCUGAACACUAUAUCUCAACCGGCACCAGAACCAGCGUCAGUCCAGCAAAAUCAGCAACAGUUGCAGCAACAGAUGCUGAACGCUAUAUCUCAACCGGCCCCAGCACAAGCGUCAGACCAGCGAAAUCAGCAACAGUUGCAGCAACAGAUGCUGAACGCUAUAUCUCAACCGGCCCCAGCACAAGCGUCAGCCCAACAAAAUCAGCAACAGUCGCAGCAACAGAUGCUGAACGCUAUAUCUAAACCGGCACCAGCACCAGUGUCAGCCCAGCAAAAUCAGCAACUGUUGCAGCAUCAAAUGUUGAAUACUUUAUCUCAACCGACACCAGCACAGGCGUCAGUCCAGCAAAAUCAGCAACAGUUGCAGCAACAUAUGCAACAACAGAUGCUGAACACUAUAUCUCAAUCGGCCCCAGCACAAGCGUCAGCCCAGCAAAAUCAGCAACUGUUGCAGCAGAAAAUGUUGAAUACUUUAUCUCAACCGGCAUUAGCACAGGCGUCAGUCCAGCAAAAUCAGCAACAGUUGCAGCAACAGAUGGUGAACACUCUAUCACACCCGGCACCGGCACAAGCGUCAGUCCAGCAAAAUCAGCAACAGUUGCAGCAACAGAUUCUGAACACACAAUUUCAACCGACAGCGGCACAAGCGUCAGUCCAGCAAAAUCAGCAACAGUUACAGCAUCAGAUGCUGAACACUCAAUCUCAACCGGCACCAGCACAUGCGUCAGUCAAGCAAAAUCAACAACAGUUGCAGCAACAGAUGCUGAACACUCUGUCACAACCGGCACCGGCACAAGCUUCAGUCCAGCAAAAUCAGCAACAGUUGCAGCAACAAAUGCUGAACACACAAUCUCAACCGGCACUAGCACAUGCGUCAGUCCAGCAAAAUCAACAACAACUGCAGCAACAGAUGCUGAACACUCUAUCACAACCGGCACCGGCACAAGCCUCAGUCCAGCAAAAUCAGCAACAGUUGCAGCAACAGAUGCUGAACACUCUGUCACAACCGGCACCGGCACAAGCGUCAGUCCAGCAAAAUCAGCAACAGUCGCAACAACAGAUGCUGAACACACUGUCACAACCGGCACCGGCACAAGCGUCAGUCCAGCAAAAUCAGCAACAGUUGCAUCAGCAGAUGCUGAACACUCUGUCACAACCGGCACCGGCACAAGCGUCAGUCCAGCAAAAUCAGCCACAGCUGCAGCAACAGAUACUGAACACUCUACCUCAACCGGCACCGGCACAAGCAUCAGUCCAGCAAAAUCAGCAACAGUCGCAGCAACAGAUACUGAACACUAUAUCUCAACCGGCACCAGAACCAGCGUCAGUCAAGCAAAAUCAGCAACAGUCGCAACAACAGAUGCUAAACACUCUGUCACACCCGGCACCGGCACAAGCGUCAGUCCAGCAGAAUCAGCAACAGAUGCUGAACACUAUGUCUGAACCAGCACAAACGUCGGUUCAGCAAAAUCAGCAACAGUUGCAGCGACAAGUGUUGAAUGCUCAGUCUCAACCGGCACCAGCAUCAGCGUCAAAGCAACAAAAUCAGAAACAGUUGCAGCAACAGAUGUCGAACACUCAGUCCCAACCGGCACCUGCACCAACCUUAGUACAACAAAACCAACACAAAAAGCAACAACAAAUGUUGAAAUCUCAAUUCCAACUCGCUCCACGAACACCAAACGAAAUACAACAAAAUCAGCGUCGGUUCCAGGACCAUAUGUUGAAUAUUCAACCCCAGCCAUCAUCAGCACCAACGUCAAUGCAAAAUAAUCAGCAACAGUUCCAGCAACAAGUGUUGAAUUCCCACUCCCAGCCCGCACUAGCACCAACUUCAAUACAACACAACCGCCAACAAUUGCAACAGCAGAUGCACAAUUUACAAGCCAAACCAACACUAGCGCCAACAUCGAUACGACAAAACAAACAUAUAUCACAACAACAAAACAUGUUCCUCGCUACACCAGGGCCACAAGCAGCUGCACCAGUGCAACAAAAUCAACAAAAAUUACAGACAAAUGUGCUAAAUGCUCAAUCAGUACCAGUAUCGUUGCAACAAAAUGAACAAAAUGUUUUACACCCUCGUUCAGGAAGUAACAUCGCAUCGCAGUCUCCAAGAACACAACAACGUCGGUCGCAACAAAAGAAAUCAACUCGACAAGAAAAAUCAAAAUCAAUGCACAGACCACGUAAAGGCUUUAACAGAAAUCAUGGUGUCCAAGGCAUUCCGUUGAACAUAAAUGGUCCUAUGUUAUCUAGUUUUGGUCAAGCUCCAUUCAAACAACCAAGAGCGCAUGAACAAAAUAUUCAGGAUCAGCCUCAAACUACAACAGCUUCAUCUAGAAAUCGGCAGCAAAGAAGAAACAGACAUCAGCAGGACAGACGUAUUUCUAAUCCAGUCAGACAACACACAACCGUAUCACCAGACAACACAUUUGUUCAAUAUACCGGUGAUGCGUCGGCUAACACUGUUGUUGGAAACCCACUUAAGCCUGUAAGUUUGUGGAACCCGUCACCCGACGCACCCUCUGGGAGUCCAGUGGUAAGGAAUUGGAGAAACCCGACACAGAAAACACAGAGACGACCAAAUACGUCUGAAAAUGUAUCCCCUUUAACGAAUAUAAGUGGUGGGAAUCCUUCAUCUAAUUCGAAGACACACGUCUCAGUUAAAGGCGGAAAUUAUGUCAAGAAUUGGUUUAAUCCUAGAAGGUUCAAUAACCCUCUGGGUGCAAAUCAAGCGUCCGCACCAGUGGAUAGACGAAAUAAUAUAAGCAACAACAAUCAAAACGCUCCUGGUCAAAUGCCCUCCAGUUCAGGACGACGCUUCGUCAGCUCCCAGAAUAACAACACUAAAAAUGAAAAUACUGCAAAAUCUACACUUCAGUCGUCAGUUCGAGAAAAGAAAAUAUAUCACAACGUUAUUCAAACCAGAAAGGAGGGUCAGAGAAACUCUGGUAGAAGGCAUCAUGUGCGAUCAAGACCAUUUAUUUCUCAACAGAGCAGAAAUGGACGACGGCCUGGGGUUGUAAAACGACCAAUUGAAAAUGUGCGGUCCUCCCAAAGUUCGAAGUUACCAAAUGAACAGACGAAACGUCCAGUUUCUGUUAAACAUAGGCCAUCAGGGAGAAGACAUUUCAGAAAGAAUGGAAGACCAUCUGAGAAUACAGCAUCCAUUGUUUCUACAACUGCUGUUUAUCCAGCAACGCUUGGCCCAACCCAUCGUCAAGGAAACAAUGGGUUUGAUACUUUAGUCCACGGUCCUCGUCCUACAAGAGCUCCACUAGGAACCACAGCAACAUAUUUGCGAGGGAACGUGUGGAAACUAUGGAAUCAGCCAUCGUCGAAUUUUUCAGGAACUACGUCCACGUACCCAAAAGGCAGUGCAUGGAACCAACCAACCUCAAUGCCGCCAAACUUUCAAAGACCAGCGGAAGCCCCUCUGUUAUCUCCACGAACCUUAAACUUCAGCGUGAAAUCGAAUAGAAAAGACGUUACCAACAAGACGGUUAACACGUCUACCAAAAAUGAUACUAGUAUUAGUAAAAAUAGAACUAUCUCCAUCAAACAAGAGGUACAAAAACCACAGAAUGCAAUACAAAGAAGUCAUGCGCAUGCGCCAAUAAACUUCAAUAUAUUUUUGGAUUUACCGAAGCCCACACCGAAACCAAAACCAAAGUCGUCAAACACAGCCGAUGUAUUGAGACUGCUACAAGCACUCAAAACCUUAAGAGGAACAAUGGGUCCUCCAACAACUUUCCUUCCACCGGUAAAGUUUGUUCUUCAAGUGGAACCUGUUGACAAGAAACCAGCGAAACUUAACUGCCGGUGUUUCCCAAAAGCUGAUGGUUGCCCGUCGGAGCUUAAAGAGGAACCAUUAAUGGACAUGUGUGAUGUAAAAGAAACUAUUCCGUGUUGCGAGGACGGUUAAAAUGAUAUUUUAAAACUAUUUAGUACUAUAAGAACUUGAAUUUGGACUUUCUAGCUUCCUUAACCUAUAGCCUGCUAACUUUCUAAAAUGGACUGCUCUAUCAUUCAACUGGUGCAGUACCAUUUAUUAUUAUUCGAAAGGGUGUUUACGGAAAAUUUACUGACUGAAUAGCGAACAGUGCUGACGAUGAUCAGCCUGCACAUCCGUGCAUGCUGAUCUUGGUCUGUACUGGUCGCAAAGGCAGAAUCACUUCCUGCCAGCAGGCUAAAUGUUAAACCCUAUAUCGUUAGAUAAAUUUAUGCCAGAUAUUGUGUCAAAUUUCUAGGAGAUCGGGCUGCAGAUUAG